AGAAGGAAAGUAAAGAGCUCCUUAUACCUAUUACCUAUAACCACUACUUCACUAAAACACUCCAAAAAACUCGGGCCGAUCGCUAAAAAGAAGUUAUCUAUAAAGCUCUAUAAUCACACUUUUACUACUAUACCGGAUAUAACACGUUUUAUAUCUAAGGAAGUACUUAACUCUAUACUUACGUACUAUAAGGUUACACUUAAGUGUUUUAUUAAUAAUAUUACUACUAAGGUAAAUCUAAGGAAAGCCAAAGUCGAUAAGAAUAAUUAA
Molecule: messenger RNA, 270 nt
Organism: Penicillium coprophilum
Lineage: Eukaryota; Fungi; Ascomycota; Eurotiomycetes; Eurotiales; Aspergillaceae
Product: Male sterility NAD-binding
Exons: 4
Source: RefSeq, a predicted model, not a curated record